Molecule: messenger RNA, 1195 nt
Organism: Actinia tenebrosa (Australian red waratah sea anemone)
Lineage: Eukaryota; Metazoa; Cnidaria; Anthozoa; Actiniaria; Actiniidae
Product: filamin-A
Biological process (GO): actin cytoskeleton organization
Molecular function (GO): actin filament binding
Source: RefSeq, a predicted model, not a curated record
UAAACGUGUUUUUGCAUCGUAGCGUCACUUUGUGUACAAAACGCUUCAUUUGAAGGGCGGCACGAAUUCUUUAGGGAAAAAUUCGAAAAACGAAGAGAUGAACUAGAUUUGGAUUGCGAUUUGAUUCCGCUGCAAGUUUCAAGCCUAAUUUCAUAGAAUGGCAUCCAGAAGAACAUAUACAACCAACAAUCAGGAAGACGGUGACUACGUUUUCCUGACAUCAGGAUUUACCGAGCAAAUUCCUCGACCUACAACAUUCAACUUUAAUCAAGAAGACAACGUAAUCGUAGCAGAAAGGCAGCACCCGCCAUUUACUAGGACAAGCAGUUUCGAAAGAAGCGGGCCCCAUAGCCCUGUGUACGCUACAGAUCCUAGAUCAAUAGAUAGCAACAUGCCUUAUACGACUGUAGAUGAGUAUACGACCACGUACACUAGAAUCACAAGAAGUACUGAGAACCUGGAUAGAUUACCAAAGGGUGAUGAACAAAGACUAAUUGAUUUUGACGAGUUUGAAAGUUUGGAUGGGAGUAAAAGAACGCACAGUUUCACGUUCGAUGAACUGGGAAAUGACUUGUUAAGUCAAGGAAUUGGUUCCGAUAUACUUGAGUCCACAGACAGAAGUCCCUUCAGGACGCCAAGGAGAUCAAAAAGUCUAACUUCAUUCCAUGAUGAUGAAGAUCAGGAUUAUGGGUUCGUAGCUGCGCCACGAGCUAAACCUGCAAAGCUCGGACGUCUAGGACGCAGCUAUACUAGUGGAGGCAACGUGCUGAAGUCUGUCGAGAAAUGGGAAACAGGGCAAAGAGAAGCCGUAGAAGGGGUCGAAGAGCGACGCCUGUUGAGAAGUAAGUCUGAGAGGGCCCUAAAUGGAAGAGAGAGACAAAUAUCUCCAGAAACUGAAAACACUUUGAUGCGCGCACAGAGCUGGAAGGAUGUAGAUGGAAAUGGUCGAAGGAGUAAUAAUGUGCAGUAUGUUGGCACGGAAAGGCAAGAAGAAUGGAGAAAAGGUAGACAAGAGCAGGUGGAUUCGCAGACGUAUAAACAUUACAUAUCAGAGUUUCAGGGAACGGAAAGUCAAAACAGAAUUCGUGGUAUAUCUCCACAUCACAGUGAAAAUGGGAAAAAGAGGUCGCCAUAUAGAAUUCCGACAAGCCCACCCGCUUCAGAAUUCCUCUUUCCAGCCUUCCAAUUGGCUUAA